CUAUUCUCAUCUGAAAUUUCCAAACUUUCAACUAGUAAUCAAAACGAUGUGCGUAUUAAUGUCGCCGUGCGACCGCGACUUAACGACUACGUUGUCCGUGUUCAUCGGUCGGCACUGAGAAAUUCAUCGUGCGUACAGAGAGUCUACAUAUAGAGAGGAACGAAACGAAACCCUAGUACGAACCGAGAUUCGCGAUGGCGGACAAGAAGGAGACGAGAAGUGUUGCCAGCAGCAGCAACAGCGGCGUCGCCGCCGGUUCCGGGAACAAUAGAGGCGAGAGCGUCGUUAUGGAUUGCGGCCGCCGCAAAAGCUCGUGUGGCUACUGUAAAUCUGGUAGUCGGACCAGUAUAUCACACGGACUAUGGGCAAACAGUCUGACUGUGGAUGACUAUCAAGCUCUUCUAGAUAGAGGGUGGAGAAGAUCGGGAUGUUUUUUAUACAAGCCCGAGAUGGAAAGCACAUGCUGUCCAUCUUAUACCAUCCGCCUCAAAGCUGGUGGUUUCGUUCCAUCCAAAGAACAACGCCGAGUAUUGAAACGGAUGGAGAGGUUUCUGGAAGGCUUGUCAAAUAAACAACCAGAGGAGUUGAUGGAUGCCCAGACUACAUCCAAGACUUUAGGCAGCAGCUCCUGCAAAGAAAGUUCAAUCGCUGGAUCGAAGGAGUCUUUGCCUACUUACCAUGAAGAAAACAACCAUUCUGAACAGUUUAUACGUUAUUUGUCAGAACAGAUUGAUAAUGCCGUUCAAACAUGUGCUGAGCGCGGUGAGAUUUCCUCUGAUGUUCAGUUACCAAAAGCUUCCAUUAAGGAAGUUGCACCAGCUAAAAGAAAGUUACUAGUUGAAGGAGCAGAAGAUCUCUUAUUUACCAGCAACAUCUCAUUCCAGAUUGUUGCAGUUUUAAGGCGAUCCAAAAAGGACCACAGAGACUCAUCAAAGGAUGGUGUGCCAGCAAAUGUGCAGUCUGCUCAACUUACUCCAAAUGAUGUUGCACAAAAACUGGCUAACUGUUUAAAUCAGGUGGCUGUAUCAUCUGGUUUUGCAAUUAAAGCUUGCAAUGGCCACAUUAAUUUCUAUUCUUCUGGCAAACAGCUGAAUCCUGGUAAUGUCCCAGGAAGAGACAAAGCCCUUCUUGUACAAAGUUGUACUAAAAAAAGAGGCUCUACGAUGAGCUCAGGACACAUUGAGGUCAAAAGACGCAAACUUGAGAUCCGUCUUAAGAGGUCCAGUUUUGAUCCUGAAGAAUAUUCCUUAUAUAGUAGAUACCAAAUUAGAGUGCACAAUGAUGCACCGGAUGAAGUCUCAGAGAGUUCUUACAAGAGAUUUUUGGUUGAUACUCCCUUAGUAUACGUUCCACCGACAGCAGGCAACGGUGUUCCUCCAUGUGGCUUCGGUUCCUUUCAUCAGCAAUAUUUGAUUGAUGGGAAGCUUGUUGCAGUUGGUGUGGUAGAUAUACUGCCUAAGUGUUUGUCUAGUAAAUAUUUAUUUUGGGAUCCAGAUCUUGCCUUCUUAUCUCUGGGAAAGUACUCGGCCCUGCAAGAAAUUAGGUGGGUUAGAGAGAAUGAAUUGCACUGUCCAAGUCUCCAGUACUAUUAUAUGGGCUAUUACAUCCAUUCCUGCAACAAAAUGACAUAUAAAGCAGCUUACAGCCCAUCCGAGCUUCUCUGCCCUCUUCGUUAUACGUGGGUUCCAUUUGAGAUUGCGAAACCAUUGCUUGAUAGAAAACCUUACGUGGCUCUCUCUGAUUUUACCACCCAAAAUGGUGGCUCAUUGCCAUCCAGUGUGCAUGAUAGUUAUGUUGAGGAACAACCUGAUGAUCACGCUCCAGGGGGUUCAAAUGAUAUCUUUGUACAUGCGGAUGAGGACAUGACUGAAUAUGAUUCCGAAGAUUCUGAUGAUGAAGAGGACACAGUACCAAGUGGCAACGUGUCAGAUGAUCUGGAAGAUGGAGACGUUGGGGAUGUUCUGAUUGGGUUGACCGGAGUUCGUUUGAGGUUCAAGGAUGUGCAACACGCUUUCGGUCCCAGAGAAAGGCAGCACAUGACAACACAAUUGCAAAGAUACAUGAGAGCUGUGGGAAGAGAACUCUCUGGGCACAUGGUUUAUUCAUUGGGCUGAUAACAGUCUUGUCAUCUACAAGUUGAGUUUUCACCAUUUUAUUUUUACAUCAUUGCAAUUUAGCUUAUACUGGUGUAACCCCAUACUUCAAUUUCAUAAAUUUAUGGUCUUCUCCAACAUUUGAGCUCUAAAUGUUUCCAUUUUCAAGUGAAUAGACUUGUCAUUUCAUUAUGGCUCC
Molecule: messenger RNA, 2292 nt
Organism: Ipomoea nil (Japanese morning glory)
Lineage: Eukaryota; Viridiplantae; Streptophyta; Magnoliopsida; Solanales; Convolvulaceae
Product: arginyl-tRNA--protein transferase 2-like
Exons: 6
Coding region: 195-2114 (639 amino acids)
Biological process (GO): protein arginylation
Cellular component (GO): cytoplasm
Molecular function (GO): arginyl-tRNA--protein transferase activity
Source: RefSeq, a predicted model, not a curated record